GGGACUGCAGAGUCCCAAGCUACUGUGCAGUCUGCAGAAGGCUGAGGAAGAGACCUAAGGGCAAAAGGAUGGCAUCAGAAGGGGAAAUCAUCAACCUUCAAGCGGGGAAUCCUGGCUCAAGGAGGGACAAUCCAGUCAACAUCAACCACUAUGCAACUAAGAAGAGUGUGGCAGAAAGCAUGCUGGAUGUGGCGCUGUUCAUGGCCAAUGUCACACAACUCAAAGCGGUGCUGGAGCAGAGGGUUUCAUUCCAGUAUUAUGCCACCCUGAUAUCGCUCAUCAGCAUCUCUCUCUUCUUCCAGGUGGUGAUUGGAAUUCUUCUUAUCAUCAUUGCUCGGCUGAACCUGAAUGAUGUGUCAAAGCAGCACCGCCUGAACGUGCUCAAUAAUGUUGCCACGGCUCUGAUCUUCAUCACCGUCAUCCUCAACAUCUUCAUCACCGGCUUUGGUGUGCAGAAGACUGGUCUCUAGGCCUGGAGAGCAAGGGAAUCAGGUUGUGUGUGUGGCACCAGCUUUAGGGUCCCUUCCUUCAAUUUUUUUACAGACCUCAGCAGAAUCCUACCAGCUGAGUGGAGACACAGAACGCCUGAAUUACUCUUUAAAAAUUGUUUGUAAAGUAUUUUAUGCAGGUUGUUUGUAUAAAGCAUGUGUAGCUUUGCAGGAAUGAAAUUUCCAUUGAUUUUUCAACGCUAGUGCAAGUUGUGCAGUGAUUUCUAGAGAGCGUCACAAAAAGUUGCAAAAAAGCAUUUUCCAAACAUGCUCCUGUGCAUAGGUAACAACAACUUUUCUCUAAUUUUAAUUUUAACCAUACCGUGUCCAGAUAUUUUGUAACUGGCAACAUUUAAAGUAACACUAUCAAACAGUUUAUGUCUCAAAUAUAGGUUGGUUGAUUGGUUGUUUUUGUGGGAGGAAAGGAGCGGGUGUGUGUGUUAUGAUGACUAAUAGGAAUAAAAAUGUUUUCUUCAAGGUUGCUUAAAAAAAUCAAAUGAGAUGCUUUUUUGAAAACCAUUAAACAUUCCUCUGCAGUGCAGGAAACCUAAACCCCACAGCAAAUAGAUACUAUGCUUAGAUACCACCACAAGGACCUUGUUAGAAAUCCUCUAUGGAUAACAUGGGGGUACGGUAGGAGAAAUAGGAAAUGAAGCUCACUAAACACAGAAAGUGAAACAGACCAGUCUAGCUUCACUUGUCUACAUUAACUCAGGUGCAAAAAGUAAACAAACAGCAUAUACAUGUUCAAGAGUAAACUGGGUUUAAACCUUUUUUGGUGUUAUAAUUAAAGGUGUUAUCAGUAACAGGUAUGCUAUUAAAUACAUGAUUUUUA
Messenger RNA from Terrapene triunguis (Three-toed box turtle), 1323 nucleotides. It is a transcript of the gene NINJ2, whose product is annotated as ninjurin 2. Gene Ontology annotation, cellular component: membrane. Lineage: Eukaryota; Metazoa; Chordata; Testudines; Emydidae. The record is from RefSeq and is a predicted model, not a curated record. The transcript is spliced from 4 exons. Gene Ontology annotation, biological process: tissue regeneration; cell adhesion. The coding region runs from base 69 to 470 and encodes 133 amino acids.